AUGCUCCCCCGGCAGGGUUAUGCGCCUACGCCGCACAGCUAUGUUCCUAACACGGCGCUUUCUGCAUCAAUCAAUUUAGAUGAGGAAGUCACCUUGACGAGCACGCGAGCCGAGCGCGAUCUGCAAGAUUCCCUCGCCGAGCUUUUCAGCAUAAUAGUCACCCUCGACGAGCUGGAAAAGGCCUUUAUCAAGGACGCCGUGUCAGAGGCGGAAUAUACAGAGAUAUGCGAGCGCUCGCUACGGCAGUAUAAUGCGCUGCUCGCCGACGACACCAUUGCCCGAGAAUUUGGCGGGCUGGAAGAGUUUCAAGCAAAGUGGGAUAUUGAAGCUCCGCGCGCAACGAAACGCCUCCAGGCCGGCAUGCCCUCCACCAUCACGACCCCCGCCUCGGCAGCCGCCGCUGGCACAUCCGAUCGGAACAACACCAGUGGUGUCUUGAUCCUCGAAGCAACACAGGACUUCAUCACCUUUCUCGACGCCGUCAAGCUCGGUCUGCUCUCCAAGGACCAGCUUCACCCGCUCCUGUCCGACGUUAUCCAGUCCGUUAACAAGGUGACGGACAAGGACUUUGAGAACAGAGGAAAGAUUGUGCAGUGGCUCAUCACGCUCAACCAAAUGAAGGCAAGCGAGGAGCUCAGCGAACAGCAAGCCAGGGAGCUGGACAUGGAUAUCCAGCAGGCCUACCAAGGAUUCAGACGAACGUUGACGUGA
Messenger RNA from Beauveria bassiana ARSEF 2860, 711 nucleotides. RefSeq names its product VPS28 protein. Gene Ontology annotation, cellular component: ESCRT I complex. Gene Ontology annotation, biological process: protein transport to vacuole involved in ubiquitin-dependent protein catabolic process via the multivesicular body sorting pathway. The transcript has 3 exons. The coding region runs from base 1 to 711 and encodes 236 amino acids. Lineage: Eukaryota; Fungi; Ascomycota; Sordariomycetes; Hypocreales; Cordycipitaceae. The record is from RefSeq and is a predicted model, not a curated record. Gene Ontology annotation, molecular function: protein-containing complex binding.